AGUUCCCAUGCUGCGAAGAUGGGCUUCUAAAAAUGUGCUCAAGGGUUAUAGUGUGUCAUUGGAUUAGGCUCUUAGCACCUGCCGUAGCUCUCCUCAGUCUGAAAUAAACACCCUCAGAAGGACUCUGCCGUAGCUCUCUUCACUAGUGCGCUGUCUGGCCUGUUGUAACUGCUUUGCUUUGUUAGGAUGAAGAAUGAUAUGGAAAUUCAGUUUUCAUCAGUUCUUCUGCUAGCACAUUUCUGCUUUGUAGGAGCACAGACUGAUUACGCACCAUAUUUCUAUGAUAAUGGGCCUAACAGUAACAACGGUAAUAUGGCACUGUUAAAUCUCUCAGAGGAUACGCCAAAAGGAACACAGAUAUAUGUUCUUAAUGGAACCGUCCCAGAAGGCCAGCCAGUAAAGUAUGGAAUGACCUUUGAACCCGGAUCCAAAGAAUAUUUUCGUGUUCAUCCCAAAUCUGGAGCAGUAACUCUAAUAGAUGAACUUGACAGAGAGGCACAAGAUGAGAUUGAAGUCUUUGUCAGUAUCUCAGAUGGCCUUAAUAAAGUAGCUGAAAAGGUUUCAGUUUUUGUCAUGGAUGCCAAUGAUGAGAGACCACAGUUUCAGAACAUGCCUUCCAUUGUAGAUGUGGCUGAGAACACUACAUCUGGGAAUAACAUCUACAAAGUGCAGGCAGUGGACAGAGACACCGGCUCAAGGGGAUCAGUCACUUACUUCCUCCAGAGCAGUGAACCGAGCACAAAGUUUGCCAUUGACCAUCAUAGUGGUGUGUUGCGGAUAAAACCAGGUGAAACCCUCGAUUAUGAGAAAUCCCGCACACAUUUCAUCACUGUGGUGGCAAAGGAUGGAGGCGGCAUUUACAAGGGCAAGCACCAAGUGAUGUCAUCGUCUGCCACUUUGACCAUAAAUGUGAUUGACACUCAAGACACUCCUCCUGUGUUUGUUGGGACUCCUUACUUUGGUUAUGUCUAUGAGGUCUCCUCACCUGGAUCUGAGAUAUUUACAGUUUUUGCCAAAGAUGGAGACAUGGAUAAUCCAAAUCCAAUAAUGUAUUCAAUAAAUUCUGGAGUAGAUGGUGUUUUUGCCAUCAAUAAAACCAGUGGAUGCAUCAUUCUGAAGGUGUACCCAGCAGACCUGAGGAGAGAAGUCUAUAAUAUUAAAGUCAAGGCUUCAGAGGUUAGUCCAGAAGGAAAACGCUUGGACUUUGCAGUCACCACAGUGACCAUUCGGGUAGUGGAUCUGAACAACCAUCCACCCACAUUCUUUGGAGAGAAUGGACCACAAAAUGUGUUUGAGUUAACUAUGUAUGAGCAUCCUCCAGAGGGAGAGUUCCUGAGUGGCUUGAAAAUAACAGUCAAUGACUCCGACCAGGGAUCAAAUGCAAAAUUUCACCUCAGACUGGUGGGCCCAGGCCGCAUGUUACGAGUGGUUCCUCAAACCGUCCUGAAUGAAGCCCAAGUCACUGUCCUGGUAGAGGAUUCUGCUGCAAUGGAUUUUGAGAAAUCACAAUUCCUGACAUUUAAGCUCCUUGCUGUAGAGAUUGACACCCCUGAGAGAUUCAGUGCCACGGCAGACAUAAUCAUUCAUCUGCUAGACACCAAUGAUAAUGCUCCCAAAUUCUCCUCUGAUUUUUACAUCGCUCGGAUUCCAGAAAAUUCACCCGGAGGAUCCAGUGUUGUGUCUGUGACAGCCACAGAUCCUGAUUCUGGUCUUUGGGGUGUGGUCAAAUACUCCAUCUAUGGCUCAGGAGCGGACCUGUUUCUCAUUCAGCCUGAUUCUGGAAUCAUCUACACUCAGCCCUGGGCCAGUCUGGACGCCGAAGUCAAAUCCAAGUAUAACUUCUAUGUGAAGGCCGAAGACACUGACGGAAAAUACAGCCUUGCAGAAGUCUUUGUCACCAUUAUGGACCUCAAUGACCAUUCACCAGCAUUUCAUGAAAACUCUCUAGAGAAGACAAUGGUGAUUGGUGCACCAGUGAAAAUAGAGGCGAUUGAUGGAGAUGCAGAAGAGCCCAAUAAUAUCAUUGAAUACUCCAUCAUGAAGUCUGACCCAGAUGACAUAUUUAACAUUGAUGCAGACACGGGAGAAAUAAAACUGAAGCCGUACAUCAAGUCCAUGGACAUAGUCCAGAAUAUCACCAAUCACAAAGACUGUACCUGGUCUGUGGUUGUUCAAGCCAAAGACAGAGGUUCACCAUCCUUCAGCACCACUACGGUGGUUAAGAUUGACAUCACAGAAGCGACUCAACUCAAGGGACCUUUGACGUCCUUUGUAAUGAAAAGUAGGGAAAAUCCCUUGCAAUUCCUAGGCUUGAUCAGUGGUGUCAUUAUAAUCAUGGUUUUUGUAACAGUCUUCAUCUCUACUGUUAUAUACGUGAGAAAUGUAAAGUCCAACAAGAUCCUACCCUCCCGUCGCAUCAUACGAAGGAAGCGUAAACCCCGAAGACAAGACGACUUUCAGCAACCGUUCAGAGAGGAACGUUUUGGAGGUAAGUUAAGAAAUGAGGAUCUGGAGAUCCCCACAGCAGACAAUAUCAACUGUAACAAUAACGUCAAAGUGUGUUCUUAUCGAGCCCCUCCGUCGCCUCCUAACGCCCCCGUCAUGCCCCCACCGUUGCCAACUCACUAUAGACACGGUGAACGGGGGUGGACAGUGCUUACAGUUUCUGCCUCAGUGGCCUCCAAGACAAAAAAAAGAUCUCAUAGGGGUAAAGACAAUCCUGUCAACACAGCACUGGUUUCUGAACUCAAACUUAGACUGGAGCAGAAAAACAUGGCUAACCGAUACUGAUGCAUGUAUAGAACUACCAGUGUUCAGUGGAGAGAAGACGUGUCCCUCUGCUAAUUCUCUGUCAUGUUUCUUCUGACAAAGGAGAUUUCAGGCAAGAUUUGAGCAAGGACAAGAUCUCAGCAGGCCAGCUCUGGAAGCUUCUUACUGUACAGUAUGUUUUCUAAUGCGUGCAGAGUUUAGCUGGGAUUGCAGGUUGAACCUAGUGGAAAUGAGGGAAAGUGUCACUAGCCAAGACUAGCACCCUGCUAAUCGGCAUGCUAGGACUCUGUGUACUGCCCUCUUCUGGAUGGAAAAUAAUUGGUUAAUGUUUACUCUGUUUCUCAGACAGUUCAUGCAUACAUACAUGUACGUAACCACAAAAGUGUUUUUUUUUUUACUCUGGAUAACUGGCAAGGAAAAUGAAUUAUGCAUGUGCGUUUUUAUUCUUCGAAAUCAUCUACUAUAUAGUUUUUUGAAAGGGAAUAGUUUAUUCAAAAAUACAAUAGUGUCGCUGAGGCCAGUGAAUAAAUGCAUUCUGAUUCUCAUACAAUAUCUUUUGGACCAUGAAAGAACAUUUACAAUGCCAAAUUCUGAACAUUCAUUUGCUGGUUUAAGUUGAUAAAUGAUUUUUACUGACCCCUGAAAAUCACAAACAGAUGCAAUAUAAUUAUUUGAGUAAAUUGUCUUCCUAUCCUUCAAUGAGGAAAACCAGUUACGUUAUCAAUUUGUGCAAUGUUUCAUCAAUUUAAUGUACCUUGUCAGCGUUUAUGCAGUUCAGUUUUAAAUGUCAAAUAAUUGUUGGAGUAAUCUCUGUUUAUAUUCAACCUUUUGUAAAUAAAUUGAUAUUUCAUUCAAAUGUGUCAUGUUUCAUUUGUAGAUGUUCAUAGCACAUUUUUAAGAUGGUCCUGUACAUUUUGUCAUAUGGGCUGAUGUUGCAGUUGGUGACCUAAAGCUUUUUUUAUCUUUAUUUAAAAUACAGAUUUUAAAACCCAGAUUUUAUUUUAGAGACUUUUUUUUUUUUUUUUUACAAAUUCAGUGAGUAAUGUGACAACUCAAAUUUCAGAAACGUACCAUGUGCAGCUGUGAUUUUAGCACGUGCUUGUUCUUUUGAGCUUAACAUCAAGUUCAGAUUUGGUGGUGACUAAGAUUUGGAAGACAAAUUAUGAGUUGUCUUUCUCUGGCUUUCCCAAAUCUCUAAACGUGUUUAGACAUUUAAAGACACAUAUUUUUAAGUGUGUGUGCUAUUAAACUUUGGAAAUGUUUAUGAUUAUUUCUUCUUUAAAGCACCUCUGCACAUGAGACAAAAUUGCAGUGAUGAGGAAAGUCUGUUUUCAGACAGUA
Molecule: messenger RNA, 4110 nt
Organism: Sinocyclocheilus rhinocerous
Lineage: Eukaryota; Metazoa; Chordata; Actinopteri; Cypriniformes; Cyprinidae
Product: cadherin-related family member 1-like
Exons: 18
Coding region: 187-2790 (867 amino acids)
Biological process (GO): homophilic cell-cell adhesion
Cellular component (GO): cell-cell junction; plasma membrane
Molecular function (GO): calcium ion binding
Source: RefSeq, a predicted model, not a curated record